AUGCAGAUUAAAGGGAAUUGGAGUUUCAUACGUUUACCAAAUACUAACGUCCCAGAAAACUGCAUUAUAUGUGACUUCCAGAUUUGCGAAAAAAAUACAACACCUUUAAGCAAGCAGUAUAUAGAUAUUUUAAGCGGUAAAAUUUACUGUUGCAAACUGCAGAAAGAAUUUUAUUAUCGCAAGAAGCAAACUUUCCAUCUGCCAUUUUCUCCACUUGCAAGCAAUGACGUCUCUGCUGAAGUGCAUGGCCAAGGACUGGGCCACGGUGGAGACGAAAACCGGACGAGAAACAAUGAUGAACAUCGCGAGGAUCAGUAG
Molecule: messenger RNA, 318 nt
Organism: Heterotrigona itama
Lineage: Eukaryota; Metazoa; Arthropoda; Insecta; Hymenoptera; Apidae
Source: the annotation of a GenBank genome assembly